AUGGUCUCUUCUUCUCGUCGUGUUGGCCGUAAGCUACACUUCUCUGCACCAAGUGCAUUGAGAAGAAAAAUUAUGAGCUCUCCUUUGAGCAAAGAACUUCGUUCAGAGCACGGUAUCCGCUCAUUGCCAAUCCGCCGCGAUGACGAAGUUAUCAUCGUUCGUGGAACCAACAAAGGACGUGAAGGCCGUGUUGUUCAAGUAUACCGCAAAAAGUACGUCAUCCACGUCGACCGUGUUACCCGUGAUAAGACCAACGGUACCACUGUUCAAUUGCCAGUCCACCCAUCAAACGUUGUUAUCACAAAGGUUAAACUUGACAAGGACCGCAAGACAAUCAUCACCCGUAAAGGUGGUAAGGCAGGUGAUGUCGAAAUGAAGAGCGAAUAAGCGUUUGCUUCGUAGCAAGUGAAUCUUUUCUCUUCUUUUCUCACUCUCCUACUUUUCCGGCAUUGCAUCAUCCUACUACGGCAUAAAGACCUUGCAGAAUUGACUUCCGGUCCAGCUUCACUCUGACUUUACCAUUGGCGACUUUGCAAGGCACCUUUAUCGCCCACACGCAUAUCAUACACCACACACACACAUAUGGUCUUUUGACGUUCAUUGUUGUAUUUACACAUUUCACUGCAUUCGUAUUGACGAAGCGCAAAUCUAACCAAAAAAGAACGAAAUUCUCACAAUCUUGUCUGAUCGCGUUCAUCACAACACAGAAUAUCACAGAAAAUAGAACAAAUGCAUUAG
Messenger RNA from Meira miltonrushii, 738 nucleotides. Its product is annotated as putative 60S ribosomal protein L26. The transcript is spliced from 2 exons. Gene Ontology annotation, molecular function: RNA binding; structural constituent of ribosome. Lineage: Eukaryota; Fungi; Basidiomycota; Exobasidiomycetes; Exobasidiales; Brachybasidiaceae. Gene Ontology annotation, biological process: cytoplasmic translation; ribosomal large subunit biogenesis. The coding region runs from base 1 to 387 and encodes 128 amino acids. The record is from RefSeq and is a predicted model, not a curated record. Gene Ontology annotation, cellular component: cytosolic large ribosomal subunit; ribosome.